Messenger RNA from Gongylonema pulchrum, 846 nucleotides. NCBI's taxonomy places the organism in Eukaryota, Metazoa, Nematoda, Chromadorea, Rhabditida, Gongylonematidae. The record is from the annotation of a GenBank genome assembly.
AUGAAACUCAUCCACGCAGGUGAGAUUCCACAAUCGUACAAGAAAAAUGCGGAAGACUAUGUGAAGCGUGCGGAGAAGAUUCGCUCGCUGAGCACAUCGAGGGCGUCGACAAGCACCAAAGGCCGGAAGCAACUGGAUCUUGAACGGGCCGAAUUCCUGAUGUACCAGGCACUGGGCGAGGAUGAAGCAGGCAACUGCGCAGAAGCGAUCACGCUGUAUUCUCAGGCUGUCGAGCUCUGCAUCGCCACUUCGCGUGAUUCUUGCAAUCCAGAAAUGGCACGCAAAUUGAAAGAUUUAGCUAGAAAAGCUUUGGAUCGAGCUGAAUAUCUGAAAGCUGCUGAAGUCAAGAAAAAGAAUGACCGGGAGCGAAGCUUAGAUUUGCCUGAACCUCCAAAAGAUGAGCUAUCUCUUUUAUCUGUGAGUGAUUACAAAAAAUCGGCGACUUCUUGCUCAAGCGCUACUACAACACCGAUCAUGCAGCGCAAAGUGCCGAACAGCGAUCGUCUCACACAGUCCGAGCUGGCUGUCUUAGCGGCAACUUCGGAUAUCAACGGACGUCAAUAUGUCCCAUUUUUGGCGAUCGAUUUGAAAGAACGUUUCGCAUAUCCAGUACCAUUCACUGACAAGCACGGUCUUUUGGCAUUGUCUGCUCGGCAGAAGGAGAGGCUGACAGUUUGGGCACGUCCCGAUGAAUUCAUGGAAGCCCCAACACUCAUCGAUCGAAUCGACAGUGGUACUAUAAAACAGACUAUCGUUUCUGAUUGCUCAUUCGUCGCUUCACUAGCCAUUUCGGCGCGAUAUGAAAACCGAUUCAAGAAGCCUUUGGUGACGAGGUGCAUUUUUUGA